AAAACAUAGCUGUGCUGGUUGCCCAGCGGCCCCCGCAGAAGCCAUGAGCUUGACAGCUGUCAUGGGGCAACAACCCCCGGUCACUCGAUGCUUGGCGGUUGCAUCUGCGCUGCUCACCUUGGGCUGCGCCCUUGAUCUGCUUGCGCCCAGCACUCUGCUGCUCAGUUGGCAGCUGGUGAUCUAUGAGAUGCAGAUCUGGAGGCUAGUGACGUGCUUCUUGUUCUUUGGCCCUUUGGGACUACCCUUUGUUUGGAAUCUUUGUGUCCUGGUACACUACUGUUCUUCCUUGGAAGGGAUCUCGUUCCAGCGAAAAACGGCCGAUUUCCUCUGGAUGCUCUUGUGCGGUGCAGGCAUGCUGCUCCUGCUCACGUCCUUCUUCAACAUGUACUUUGUAAGUUCGUCCUUGAUCGACCUCAUGACCUAUGUUUGGGGUAGAAAGAAUUCGAGUGCCAGAAUGCAGGUGUUCUUCUUCACGGUUCGCGCGCCUUACUUAGCCUGGGUGAUCGCUGGCAUGUCAGUAUUGAUGGGAGGUGGAGUGCAGGAUCACCUCCUGGGGAUCGCAGUGGGUCAUGUCUACUACUUCUUCGAGGACAUCUACCCGUUGUUGCCCACGUCCAAGGGCUUCCGGCUCUUUCGCACACCAACGCUGCUGAAAUGGGUAUGCAAUCAGACGGACUGAUCAAAGUUGAUCGGCACCGAAGCUGUGCG
Cladocopium goreaui is the source of this 708-nucleotide messenger RNA. Lineage: Eukaryota; Dinophyceae; Suessiales; Symbiodiniaceae. The record is from the annotation of a GenBank genome assembly.